Molecule: messenger RNA, 1712 nt
Organism: Doryrhamphus excisus (bluestripe pipefish)
Lineage: Eukaryota; Metazoa; Chordata; Actinopteri; Syngnathiformes; Syngnathidae
Gene: ddi2
Product: DNA-damage inducible protein 2
Biological process (GO): proteolysis
Molecular function (GO): aspartic-type endopeptidase activity
Source: RefSeq, a predicted model, not a curated record
CGUUGUACGGCAUGUCGUAAAACCGGCAGGGCGGCGUACGGCAUUGUUGAGCAAUACGAGCGAUUCUUGAUGUUGACUUUUUGAUUUACUCUUAACACCAUACACCUACCAGUAAGUUGUGAACUGUCAGCGGUGAAAGCCGAAGUGUUUCAUUUGACGGAUUAGUGUCGUUAAAUACGCCUCAAAAAGUGUGUCUGGUCCAAAUGAGUGGUCGGGGUUCGCCUCUGUGAAAAAAAGGGAGAGACAUAACUGCAACGGUUUUAUACACUCAUUCUAAGCCAAGUAAGCGAUGCUGGUCACCGUUUUCUGCGCACCGAGGGAUCGGCCAGAAAGCACAUUUGCCCUCGAUGUAUCCCCGGAACUGGAGCUGAGAGACUUCGUAGCACUUUGUGAACUAGAAUCUGGAAUCCCUGCAGAGGAAAUUCUGAUAUCCUAUGUCGAGCAGCCCCUAAAAGACCCGACCCGUGCCUUGGGGACCUACGGGGUGAAAGAUGGAGAUGUGGUGGUUCUCAGGCAAGCGGACAGAAGACCACUUCCAACCCAGCCGACCUUCCCAGGUCUGCCCCAUAUCGACUUUCGCUCCAUCACAGUCCCUGGCACCUCUUCUUCCAGCGCUCCUCGUAGUGCCGUUAGAGCGCCGCAGCAGGCUCCACAGCAGAGGCAACAACAGCCGCCGCCGCCUCAGCAGCAGCAGCAGCCGCUGCAGCGUAGCGCGCAACCUUCCACACCGACCACCAGUCGCGGCUCCACCUCUACCCAGGGGCUGGAUGACCCCGCCUUACUCCAGCAGAUGCUGCUGGCCAAUCCACAUGAGCUGUCCCUCCUGAAAGAGCGAAACCCGCCUCUUGCCGAGGCCCUGCUGAGCGGAGACUUAGAGCGUUUCACCAAAGUGCUGCUGGAGCAACAGCAAGAUCGAGCCAAGCGGGAGCAGGAGCGAAUCCGACUGUUGACCGCAGAUCCUUUUGAUUUGGAGGCUCAGGCGAAAAUCGAGGAGGAUAUCAGGCAGCACAACGUUGAAGAAAACAUGACCAUUGCCAUGGAGGAGGCUCCAGAGAGCUUCGGGCAGGUGGUCAUGCUCUACAUUAACUGCAAAGUCAACGGGCACCCCGUGAAAGCCUUUGUUGACUCAGGGGCUCAGAUGACCAUUAUGAGCCAAGCGUGUGCCGAGCGAUGCAACAUUAUGCGCCUGGUGGACCGCCGCUGGGCCGGGAUCGCCAAGGGAGUGGGCACGCAGAAGAUCAUCGGCAGAGUUCAUUUAGCUCAGGUCCAGAUUGAAGGGGAUUUUCUUCCAUGUUCUUUCUCCAUCUUGGAGGACCAGCCCAUGGACAUGUUGCUUGGCCUGGACAUGCUGAAGAGACACCAGUGUUCAAUCGACCUGAAGAGGAACGUGCUUCUCAUCGGCACAACGGGCACGGAGACUCGUUUCCUGUCCGAGGCUGAGCUGCCAGAAUGCGCCCGGCUGGCCUACGGGCCCGAGGGGCGUGAAGACGGCCGUCCGGAAGAGAUAGCAGACAGAGAGCUUGCGGAGGCGCUUCAGAGGUCCAUACAUGAAAGCGGGCAGCACUGAUGCAAAUGGAGACAGCCGGAGAGGGUCCAAACAAUCAGACACUGCAGAUGGACAGACUACCUCACCGCAGCCACAGCCAUCGUCAGCACCCACAAUCUCUGACCAAAUGUCCUCACCACCCACCAAACCCUCCCUCAGCCCUUCC